Molecule: messenger RNA, 1550 nt
Organism: Folsomia candida
Lineage: Eukaryota; Metazoa; Arthropoda; Collembola; Entomobryomorpha; Isotomidae
Exons: 7
Coding region: 123-1454 (443 amino acids)
Molecular function (GO): nucleic acid binding; zinc ion binding
Source: RefSeq, a predicted model, not a curated record
UUUUCUGAAGGUGAGAGUGAGACGUCUAUCAGCAGCGGUAUGCGUAAAAUAGCAAACUUAAGAAAAUAAACAUUUUACAGACUUUUAAAUUACAUAUGAACAUUGUUGAAAUAUAAUAAAUCAUGGCGGCGACAAGGCCCCCUUUUCCUACACAAAAUCAGCCUCGACCACAACUUAACUUUCCAAAUGUUCCGUUCAACUCAGGACAUCCAACUUAUCCACGACCCCACUUUAAUGGGAUGCUGUAUGGGAAUCAUCCUAACCCUGCUGUCAACCACAUGUACUACGGAGGCGCUCCUGCUCCUCCUCCCCCUCCAAAACCUCCUCAGCCCGUCAGCUUCCUCAGCCCAAAUUCCAAUUAUUCUGACCAUCGAGCCUUGCCUCCACCUCCUGGGACGUCGUCGCCUCCCCGACAAUUAGCACCUCCUGUGAAUAAUUCUGGCGAGGGUUUUGGUCCACUAAUCCCUCCACCCCUCCCACCAUUGUUCCCUUAUUUGAGCCAGUCGUUGCAUGACUCAUUGAAUGACGGCGCCGCACAAUGUGGAAUAUCUUUCGUUGAAGAGUCCGCAGACCUGUCCUUCAUACCUGUAAUCAUAGAUGAUAAUGACCUCAAAAAAAUGACUGAAUCUGUGAAAACACAGUUUGAAGAAUCUAGACAGCAGAAUUUGUUGCUGUAUGAAGAUAUCAUUAAUCCUAAUUGGCCGAAAGAGUUAAGGGAUAUGUUUCAGCCCUUAUACUGCAAACUAUGCAAGUUAACUCUCAGUUCACCAGUUGUUGCAAGGGACCACUAUAAAGGAAAACGCCAUAUUCGUGCUGCCGAAGUUUGGAUGCAGAAUAACCCUUCCUGUAAAGUUCAGCGACAACCUCAGAGUAAUAACCGAAAUCCUGGUAAUCAACCGAUUUCUGGUACUAUCAAGCCAGUCGGAGAAGCCUCUCGGGGUGGGGGGUCAGUUCCAUACUCACAGUCCCAGCGACCAUCGUCAUUUCGAAAAGACACUAGUUUUCACCAAAAUCCCCAAGGGCAUGAUAGGACAUCUUUUGUGCCACCCCCUUACAAACAGCAACAAAAUUCUAAUUUCAAGCGAAAUGCAGGAGGCGGCAGUGUCUCACAACAAUCACAAUCCCCCCCAGAAUUUAUUCCAGCGUAUAGAGCAGCUUUAGCUCCUUCCGGUCCUAGCAGAAAAAAACCAAAGAAAGAAGGAGGUGGGAGUUCAAAUUUUGGUUAUUGUUCGCUCUGUGAUGUCCAUCACACUUCCGCUGUCACUGCAGAGCAACAUAUAAAUGGAAAAAAUCACAAAGCCAAACUAAAUGCUAACAAAACUGGGGGAGAUCAGCCUAGGAGUAAUCAAUAUUAUGAAGACUCAAAUUUUGGAAAUUUUGCAUUCAAAGGAAAUAGUACUCUCUCUGCUGCGAAACAGCCUCCUAAUGUGAAUGGUCCUAACCAUUUUAGAUAACGAAUUUGAUUGUUAAAUGCAUUCAAAAGUCAUUAAUUUCUAUUGUGUUUAUAUCAAGUUGCAUAAAUAAGUAAAUUAACUUUAGCCAUUGCAAAA